This is a messenger RNA of Plectropomus leopardus (leopard coralgrouper), 4602 nucleotides long. Its product is annotated as retinoic acid receptor beta-like. Gene Ontology annotation, molecular function: RNA polymerase II cis-regulatory region sequence-specific DNA binding; zinc ion binding; nuclear receptor activity. The record is from RefSeq and is a predicted model, not a curated record. Gene Ontology annotation, biological process: regulation of transcription by RNA polymerase II; cellular response to corticotropin-releasing hormone stimulus; retinoic acid receptor signaling pathway. Gene Ontology annotation, cellular component: transcription regulator complex; nucleus. NCBI's taxonomy places the organism in Eukaryota, Metazoa, Chordata, Actinopteri, Perciformes, Serranidae.
GUUCACGAGGAGUUCACUCGCAUACAUUAGGUAACACCAUCGCUCGCGCUGACAUAACUAGUAUGAAGCAGGUUGAGUUGAGACAUUCGUCAAUAAAGACGAGAUAAGAGGAAGAAGUCCUGGAAGUAACUUUGUUAUGCAAAACAGCCUCCAGAUCUGGACUUUAACCGUCGUCCCGCUGCUGCAACAUGCAAACACUUUCAGACCGGCUGCGGGAAAUCUGGGUCUGAUCCCGAGCGCACACGCCCCUCUGACUGCAACACGGGCACGUUUUUACUGCUAAAACACCGUUUGCACCAAAACACAGAGGAAGAAACCCGCCCUGCUGCGGAGAAUUGCACAUGCAGACGUUUCCACUCGGACUUUGCAGACUCUGAAGCCACAUCAUGUUUGACUAUCUGGAGUUUCAAGCUUUCGGUCCUGGAGAAAUCAUGGACUUGUACACUUCCACAUCCAGCCCCGCGUGCACGCUGCAGGAGCAGGACCAGGAUCUGGCAGCCUACUUCCCCGAGCUGAUCGAGGCGGACUGGCAGCAGCACCGGUGCUCACAGUCCGUCGGAAGUCAGAGCUCCAGCUCCAGCUCAGACGACCUGUUCGCCAGCCCCGCCUCCCCGCCGCCGCCUCCUCGCACAUACAAACCCUGUUUUGUGUGUCAAGACAAGUCCUCGGGCUACCACUAUGGCGUCAGCGCCUGCGAGGGCUGCAAGGGCUUCUUCCGGCGCAGCGUGCAGAAAAACAUGGUGUACACCUGCCACCGAGACAGAAACUGCAUCAUCAACAAGAUCACCAGGAACCGCUGUCAGUACUGCCGGCUGCAGAAGUGCUUCGCAGCGGGAAUGUCGAAGGAGUCAGUGAGAAACGACAGAAACUCCAGGAAGCUGAAGAAGGAGGCGGUGAAGAUGACCGUCAUGGAGACGUACGAGCUGACGGCGGAGCUCGGCCUGAUCGUGGAGAAGAUCUGCAGAGCUCACAGAGAGACGUUCCCCUCUCUCUGCCAGCUGGGAAAAUACACCACGAACUCCAGCUCAGACCACCGGAUCCAGCUGGACCUCGGGCUGUGGGACAAGUUCAGCGAGCUCGCCACCAAGUGCAUCAUCAAGGUGGUGGAGUUCGCCAAGAGAGUGCCUGGUUUCACCGGCUUGACCAUCGCCGACCAGAUCACUCUGCUAAAAACCGCCUGCCUGGACAUCCUGAUCCUGAGAAUUUGCACGAGAUACACUCCCGACCAGGACACCAUGACCUUCUCAGACGGGCUGACUCUGACCCGCACUCAGAUCCACAACGCCGGUUUUGGACCGCUGACAGACCAGGUCUUCACGUUUGCCGGCCAGCUGCUCCCGCUGCAGAUGGACGACACGGAGAGCGGCCUGCUCAGCGCCAUCUGUCUCGUCUCUGGAGACCGGCAGGACCUGGAGGAGCCAUCUAAGGUGGAGGUGCUGCAGGAGCCGCUGCUGGAGGCGCUGAAGAUUUACUCCCGCAAACGGCGGCCCAGCAUGCCCCUCAUGUUCCCCAAAGCCCUCAUGAAGAUCACCGACCUGCGCAGCAUCAGCGCCAAAGGAGCUGAGCGGGUGGUGACUCUGAAGAUGGAGAUCCCGGGCUCUAUGCCGCCUCUGAUCGAGGAGAUGCUGGAGGAUCUGCAGAAGCUGGAGAAACACUCUGAGGAGAGCAGAGCGGAGGCAAACAGCAGCCAGCACACACACACACACGCACACACACCGUCUCCUCACAGCACAUGAACUCCUCCGACUCCUCUCUCUGAAAGAACAGUGGCUCCGUCUACCAGAGAAAACGCUAACAACUCAACCACAGAUGCAGUCCAGACGGUUUCUUGUGUCUUACCUCAGUUUCACAGAGACGCCGCCGCGUUUGAAGAAGAGAUGCAGUUGUUUUGGUAACGACUUCGCUCAUGAACGAAGAGCUAAACUCUGCUUCGAAGGGGGAAAAGAGAACGAAGCAGUCAUUGUUUUAUUUGCAUCACAGUUUAAUUUUUCACCUCUCCUUGCAGACACCUCAAAACCACAGAAACAUGUUUCUGCUGUAUUUAUAUUUGCAUGAGAUAUCACAUGGAUUCAUUUUUACCUCAUUAAAUAACAACACCCGUAGCUUUAGUGUAGCAAAGUUAGAAAACGUGGACUUAAAACGUCCACUGCAAUUUAUUAAUUUCCAUAUGUGUAAAAAGACUAACUGAACAUAUUUGGAGAAAAAAAGACAAAUUUAUCUGCACAAAAGGGAAAUGUAAACAUUUUUACUGGUAAGGCUGAAUGUUCAUAACUGGCAUUAACAGUUUUAUACAACUGAGUUCAUACUGGAAAAUAAAUAAUAAGAGAAAAACAAUUUAUUAUCAGUGACGAUAAAUCUUUGAAGUGAACCAAACAAAGUGGUUCAAAUCAAAUCUGCAAAGUGAUUCGUGAUCGGCACCUUUAGCUGAGUUUCACAACAGCAGUUGCAUUUGUAUUGUGGGAUUGUUUGCAGAAAGUACAUGCAGCUCGUCUCAUUUCCAGAGCAUCAAAUGCUCCGCUUUGUCACGCCCAAAGGCAAACUUUAACGUCUUUAUGGGGCACGCCGAGCUCUGUGCAAACCCAUCUGCUGCCAUAUUUGACCCUGAGAGAAACUGAAGUGUUUAAAGUGAGAGAAAGUCGAUGUAGAGCGACACGUUCCACGUGAACUGUAGUUUUAACGUAUCCUGCGUAACCUUCGUCCCAUGUGAAACCAAAAGCCAACGUUUUAAUGUAACGUAACAAAAAGUACGGACUUGCACGCUGGUGUCAGUAACUUGAUGUAUUUACAUCACGUUAUAUUACAACAGUAAUUUCAGUUUUAUUUGCACAAAAUAAGAUAAAGUUGUGCAGUAAUAAACAAAUACAAGUCAUGUAAUAAAAAGUUAACAAGAAAACACAAAGUAAGCAAUGUAAAUAAACCAAACAAUAGAAUAAUAAAAUAAAAAUUAAAUAGAAUAAUAAAGUAAUUAACUUAAUCAAGUAGUUGUGUUGCCUCCCUGACCUCAUCGUGAAAACAUUUUCACGUUUCAGUGUCACUAGAGAUGCUAAACAUUUAAAGAGUUAUGUGAAGCAAUAACAGCUCUGUAGCUCCUGCUGCUUCACACAGCCACAGCAUCAUGUGACCUAGAAAAGUCGAAAAGUGUUUCCACUGUAGUUUUGCGAAAUCUGGCUUUUUCAAACUGCCUGAAAUACAACCUCAUGCUAGCGUGAAAACUUUUCUUCGUAUUUUAUAUUUGUGAUUACAAUUUGAGCAAAUUGAGGGUUGAUGGAAACCCGCCGUGUGAGACACUGAAGGGUGUGACAAGACGUCAGUAUUUGACGUCUGAGGAACGAGCUCAGGUUCAUACCAUGGACGCAUUUUUUCAGUUGACUAAUGCAUGUUUUGUUUUUUUAAGGCACUAUGAAAUUUAAUUUAAUUUCACGCUCAGUGGAGGGUAAAUGUGAAGCACUGUGUUAUUAAUUGGGAUUAAUUUUGGACUCUUUUAGCUUUGCCAACUCACUCCAGAGUCACGCACCCCCUAAAAACCACAAAUUGUUAUUUUACCACUUCAAUUUAUAUACAUUUUUUAAAAAAAUAAAUAAAUAAAAGACAUAAUGUGUUAAUCGGUGAGCUUUAGAGGUGCUGGUCGGUGGAGUUUGUCUCUUUCGGACAGAACCAUGCUAACUGUUUCCCCCUGUUUCCAGUCUUUAUGCUAAGCUAAGCUGCUGGCUCCAGCUUUAUAUUUACUGUACAGACGUGAGAGUCGUAUUGAUUCACUCCGAGCAAGAAGUCAAAUGAGCGCAUUUCCCAAAAUGUCUCACUGCUCCUUUAAGAGCUGUCCGCUCAUCAGGUGUCAGAGUCUCUUAAAGGAACAGUUGUGCUGGAGAUCUGCUUCACUGUUUUUUGCAGUUAUUAAAUUUAAGCUCACUGUAUGUAAAAUAAUACACAACUUUAUUCUUUCUCACAUAUUUUAAAUGCAAAGUUUUAUGCACAGAUGACAUAUUUGUUGCAUAUUGUUCGAAAUUUUUGAGUUCCAGUAUUAAUAAUGAAAAUCCUUUUUUUUAUGUAAAAAAAGGAUUUUUGUCACUUUGUUGAGUUCUGCAUAAACAUAUUUUCUGCAAGUGUUUGUAUUUCUUUAACAAAAUAAGCCAGUUAUUAAAAAAUGCCGCAGUGUUCAUAUCGUAUUAUCACAGAUAACCUUACGUUAUUUUUUCCUAAAUAAAAUACUGUAUACUGUAGAAAUAUCACUAAUAAGAAAGAAAACUUGCAACGGGAGGAAAGAAUCGUGGUGAAAACUUGUCUCAUGUUUGUCAAAACAAACAAAAAGGUACACAUACAGUGGCAUUGUCUCAUUGUUUGCAAAUCAAAUAGGUAUAAAAUAUAAAAUCAGAUUCUUAAAUGACAUUUGUGCCUAAAUAAAUGUACAUUCCCGACACAGACGGAUGUUUACGUUCAUAAAAUGUUGACUGUAAGUGGCAAAACAAGCAGCCUGCGUACUGUAAGAACUCAUGUGCCUACUUCAAAUGUGCAAACAUCUUUUUUUUGUGUGAAUUUUACAUAUUGUGCCAAGUUAACCUGGAACAGAUCACAUUUCAUAUGUUUUUGUUACUCUAUUAAAGUCUU